AUGUCGAAUGGCGAAACAGCCUCGCAGCUUCUGUUGGCGCAACAGCUGGAGUGGGAGCGUGGAUCGAUAACUACGCCUCUAGACACACUGCAGCUGCUCAAUGUCGCUAUGAUGAAGACUUAUGGGGAGCAUAACUUUGAUGCUAUUAAUGCCAUAUUAUCCCCUAACAUUCCAGAUACGCAACUUAAAACGCUCCGCAGAGAUGUCCAUGAUCUUUCAGCUGACACGAUUGUGUAUUAUGAUUUAGAUCAGCACAUGUGUCGACAUAUCGCCAGCACUUAUUCUAAUAAGGACUUGCCUCUCAAGGAGUGCUAUGAGCAGAUGCUACAGCAAACAGAUAUGCUCUACAUUAUGAUCACGCGUCUUUCUCAGGCAGGGCAUCGGAAUAGAUUUCAGCGAUAUUCGCUGAAUAGGGAAUUUAUGCAUGCUAUUACAUGGUUUUACUUUACAUUUGAUGCACUGCACGUGGAGAUGCUUGGGAAAAUCAUUUACUUGAUUCAUAUCAUCAUUACUCAGCUUUCUGCCCCGCUUCGAAUAAAGGAUAUCAUUAAUCCUUUGCUUCUUAGAGACAUGAUCCUGGGCCGGGCACAGAGAUAUCCCAUUAUGCGCAUGAUCAAUGCAUGCGGAAUUAUUGGGCACUUGUCAACGGACUCUAUGUCUUACGAUUUAACCAACGCAGCCUUGGGAUACUGCUUGACAGGUAAGCAGACUCCCAUGCCAGACCUAAACACGGAAAAUAGAAUACUCACAGACUCCUAUCUUGCUAUUUUUCUUGGACUCCAAUAUGCAAGCUUCCAUAUUCGAUAUCUUGGCGUCGCAGCUGCCUCAAUCUUUUGCGAAACGAAUAGUGACUUGUUCAAUGCCCCCAUUGUCCAGACCUAUCUAACAAAGAAAAGCAGUAUUGCAUGGUUCAAAUCAUCCCCACCAGGAGUUCUUCUUCUCCGUGACAUUCUCCUUGUUAGAGGAUUUAAGAACGUGGAGGACAGAAGUACAGAAUCACAGAAGGAAGAAUCUCCGUUUGCAGGCGCCAGCAUGAUCAAGUGUUGCCUUGAGCUGCGUAAAAAUCAAUACACAUCUGUCUUUUUCAACACAUUCCUCAAAAUGCUUCUUUCGGGCGAGUAUGGGUCCAUGCACAAACAGCAUCUGUUAACAGCAGGCAUAAUAAGGUACUUCUUUUAUGCUCUUUCAGAGUAUUUCUCUUCACAGCUGGCCACAAUAGCAUGCAAGGCUAUCAACGGAAUCCAGGAAUACAACAUCUUUCCAUUGGUACGCGAGUAUAUUAGAGCACGACCGUGGGUGGCAAAAAGGAAUACUGGCAUUAGUGUCCCUCCAGACGCGAUUUCGACUGCUAUGUAUGAAUACCAAGAAAUGUCUACUAAUACUCAUAUUGUGGCUACACAUAGUAUUUUCUUGAAGCUUGUAUUUCGGUUUUUCCUUGUGCAAUCACCUUCUGACUCCACACAGCAAUUUCCGGUAUCAUAUCUUCUUUCUCCGACAGAACUUAGCAUAAUGCGUUUUUCCAUGCCACCAUGCUAUGACACCUUUGGUUGCGGAUCGCACCCACUCACUUCUAAGGGAUUCAUAUCCACGUUAAUCGAUCUUUUUAUAUACAUGCCACUAAGUGACACAAGGCGGCAGUGGAUAUACAUUAUAAUUGCAUGCCUCAUAAAGGGUGCGCUCUCAUUUGAAAAGAGCUAUUUUUCUAAGUAUAAGAUCUUUGACUAUGUUAUAAAUGUGCUUAAAUUUCAUCGCUCUUGGCUCGAUCUUUCCAUUCCAGACUUUGAGAAGGAAACAAUUAGCGCAUUGGAUAUUCUAGGCGCUCUUAUCUAUCGUAACACGAAAUUUAUCCAGAAGAAAUUUGAUUCUAAUCCUUCCAAUGCACAGUUGCUUCUUGAAUGUUUGACCCACAGUGUCAAUCUUUCUUCUUCCUGCCUUAGAAGCUGCGUCCAGACUGUUGCUGAAGUGGUAGAAGAAUAUCGGCAAGUAUUCAAGUGUAGCAGAACAAACUGGAUUGGACUGGACCUGUCCACUUCUUCAUCCUCCACGUUUAUGACUGGGAUCCAAAGCAAUACCGAGUCUCGACUGCUGCACACAGUGGCUACCAAUUGGGUUAAUAUUAUCUCUUUCCUAUUCACUAUGCGAAUAGAAGCCCUACAACCUCCCACAAUUUCUAUAAUAACAACCGCUCUUACCAUGCUCGAUACCGCACAGUUUCAUAGCGAAGACUCUGCAGGAGACAUCCUGCGUUCUGCCCUUCUUGGCCCUCUUCUUUAUCUGAAGAUCCAUAAGCAUGAAAUUGAGAGGGAAUUUACUGUAUCUGAAGAAAUCAGAAACAUCUUUGCCGAUAGAGGAAUUAGAUUUUCUCGUCAAAAGAUCACAUAUUAUUUCCAACAAUAUUGCAAAGAGCAUAUAGACACUGCCUUCAAAAACUGCACUGAGGAGGAACUGAAAGCAAUGUAUCAGAAGUAUAGUAAGCGCUCCCCUCCAUUUUCUACUCCUGCAUCAAUGAGCAAAUGCGGAACGUUCGAAAUGCGUUUUCCUUGGGAAAAUAUAAUGAACUAUCUUGCAGAACUAUCUUUGCGGAGCCACUUUUGCGUCGCAAGUUUAAAUGGAGCAGAAUGGAAUCUUUAUGGCCACGCUCUACUGGAGUCCCAAACACUUGACAAUAUUCUAUACAAUAACCCUUGCCCAAACGUGAUAAUCACAUACAGAAUGAUGCGUGCGUGGCUCAUGACUUCUUUGAUCAGGACAGAUAGAACUAGAUGGAGAGCUUAUGGAGCAAAUAUCAACAUCCCUAGACUUAGAGUGAUCUGUCAGAACCUUCUCGAGGAGUUAAGACUCCUCAUAUGUGAAGUAUAUGGCCAUGAGGUCCUAAAGCGUCUUCUCAAUACUGAAGGACCCACGCAACCCAUUCUCUUUGACGAAGAAAGUAAUGAGUAG
Molecule: messenger RNA, 2940 nt
Organism: Giardia duodenalis
Lineage: Eukaryota; Fornicata; Diplomonadida; Hexamitidae
Exons: 1
Coding region: 1-2940 (979 amino acids)
Source: RefSeq, a predicted model, not a curated record